AUGUCGCCGUCAACCCCAACAGUUGCUCUUGGACGAUCUCGACUCCUUCCCCGCCCCGCCAACGUUCAUACCAUCGUCGCCAGCCUUGCUCAUGAGCCCCCCGCCUUGCAGACCUCCGACCAUCCCGCUUCCUCCACUUCCCAGCCGCAGCCGAAUAUCCGAGACAGACACGCAUCUUUUUUUGAAAUCGGCCGCGCAAGCUCGUCCUCGCCGCCCGCCAGAGCUCUCUAUCCGCGAACUCAAUCACACGAAGAGACAUCAGUUGCGUCGAGCCGCAGCGACUCCCUUUCGAAUGUUUCCUUCGACUCAGACUCCCAGCGAUUGUCCCCGGUGACGCCGAAAUCUGUCGCCCAGAAUCCUUGUCAUAUAUUCUGCGUCGGGGAGCAUAACGAGUCGCGAGAGCAGCUUCUCGGUGCGUUCCCUCUACGAAGAGGAUCACAGAGCAGCGUGGAGCAUAUGCUGGACGAUGAGCACUUUCCCAGCCAGCAUCGGAAAGAUCCGCCUUUGAGCUCGGUAUCAUUCGCGGACGCGUAUAGCGGGCUGGGAGGAAAUUUUCAGCCCCAUUCAGACGAUUUCGGUCGUCUGUCAAGUCCACUUAUUAGCCAGGACACUCGAGUCCCUUCCCCGGACAUCAGCUCAAUCAUCAUCGCGACAUCUCGACCCCGACUGAACAGUGCGCCUGGCGGAGCCACUUACGAUGAGGAAGACUCCUUACAGGAUUAUGGCCACAUGCACAGCCGUAUGGACUCCAAAGGGUCAGAGGCUGUGUUCCCCCGACCUGUUGCGGAAGAAUUCGAUCUCACCUGUUGGGAUGAGCGACACGAUUCUGAUUCUGGCUCGGAGAUAGAUCUACACACAUCCCUUCCCCAACUAAUGCUCCAUCACGGCUAUCUCUCCCCGAGGUCCAAGCUAUUGACUCUUCCAUCUCCCGUUUCAUCUUCAGGUGGAGAUACUUCCUCCAGCAGUCAAGUUCCACAUGACCCGCGCCAUACGACAAAUCGUAGCACUCGCCAUCGGGAGGCGAAUGUUCUCCGCGGUGGCAUCGGACUCACCACCGGCCUCGGAUGGAGCGAUUCUGAAGACGAAGAUGCUCCCAGUGCAUUGACAAAACAGGUUUCUACAUUGGAUCUUUCGACCAGGAGCUUGAGUCGGUCCAAAUCGCAUGCAAGCCUGGGUUCAGGAGUAGAUCGAAAAUUCCGUCAGCCCUCUUCGUAUUCGACGGGAUCUUCGCGUUCAACUCCUACUGAUGUCCUCAGAAGCGCCCACGAUGAGUUUGGGAUCCGUCCAGACAACCUUCAGGACAUUUCUGGACGCAGAGGUUGUUAUACGGGACAAGGGCCGAUAGACAAGACCCGAUCUCGGCUUCCACGAUACAGCCGUCCGUCCUUGUCAGUGCCUCGAACCGGUGCUCCGAGCUCAGCUCAAGAAAGUCCCAAACUCGGAAAUCCGCUCUUGCGCACGAGAAGCCGGGUCUUGAGGGUCAUGGCUGCCGACAAGCAGAAGCCUCUUCCCCCUGCGCCGACGCGACUGUCUACGAGCAGUCGCAGCGUUUCUUCUUCCCCCAUCCCGGAGAGGGACGUCGCCCUUGACACCCCGACCCGGGAUGUCAUUCCAAACUGCAUUGCACAGCGCAGCCAAGCCAAGUCAGGCCGCGCCAUC
Messenger RNA from Mycena citricolor, 1659 nucleotides. NCBI's taxonomy places the organism in Eukaryota, Fungi, Basidiomycota, Agaricomycetes, Agaricales, Mycenaceae. The record is from the annotation of a GenBank genome assembly.